Hipposideros armiger (great roundleaf bat) is the source of this 862-nucleotide messenger RNA. RefSeq names its product sperm acrosome associated 3 (gene SPACA3). Gene Ontology annotation, cellular component: sperm flagellum; acrosomal vesicle. The transcript is spliced from 4 exons. Gene Ontology annotation, molecular function: lysozyme activity. Bases 159 to 650 code for a protein of 163 amino acids. NCBI's taxonomy places the organism in Eukaryota, Metazoa, Chordata, Mammalia, Chiroptera, Hipposideridae. Gene Ontology annotation, biological process: fusion of sperm to egg plasma membrane involved in single fertilization. The record is from RefSeq and is a predicted model, not a curated record.
CUGGCCGUGUUGGUGCCUUCUCCCCAUUUCCCUGGCCUUGUUUUCCUUCUUCUUCCAGGGGUAGCUGUCUGAGAGGACGACCAAGGCUGUGGAGCGGCCUGCCAUCUCAAAGCUCAGCUCGGAGCCAGUGGGGUGAGGGCUUCACCUCUGUCGCCGACAUGGAAGCCGGGAGCUGGGCUCCCAGAAGGCAUCUGUGCCCACCCGGGAUCAUGUUGGUGGCCUUUGCCUCUCUGCUCAGCUGCCUGUUCACCUCCGGCCAGGCCAAGGUCUACAGUCGCUGCGAGCUGGCCAGAGUGCUACAGGAUUUCGGCCUGGAGGGAUACCGGGGCUAUAACCUGGCUGACUGGGUCUGUCUUGCCUAUUUCACAAGUGGCUUCAACACAGCUGCUGUGGACCACGAAGCUGAUGGAAGCACCAACAAUGGCAUCUUCCAGAUUAACAGCCGGAAGUGGUGCAAAAAUCUCAACCCAAACGUCCCCAACUGGUGCCAGAUGUACUGCUCCGAUUUGUUGAAUCCUAACCUCAAGGACACGAUAAUCUGUGCCAUGAAGAUAGCUCAACAGCCCCAGGGCCUGAGCAGCUGGGAGGCCUGGAGGCAGCACUGCCAGGGCAAGGACCUCAGAGACUGGGUGGAUGGCUGUGACUCCUAGGGUCCUCUUGGGAUGGACCGGGCUGCGCAUGGCAGGCUGGGAAAUGCGGUUUGGCUCCUGAACCAGGCGUGGGAAGACAAGCCAGCUAAUAAAGUAUAGUUAAAAGUAAGUGUGGGUCUCAGCUAUCACUGUGCUUCCAGGUGGCAGGUUAGAGCUAGAGCAUCUCAGGGUUUCUUCACCUAUGCACCUGGGCUGGGCUUCAGGUGGGCUCC